AUGACAUUUAAAAAGGUUGAAAAUGUCGCAUGUGUUGGAGCUGGAUAUGUUGGAGGUCCAACUUGUGCCAUGAUAGCAUGGAAAUGCCACCAUAUAAAAGUAACAGUAUUAGAUAUCAAUGAAGAAAAAAUUAAACAAUGGAAUUCAGAUAUUCUUCCAAUUUAUGAACCAGGUCUUGAAGAAAUUGUUAAAGAAAGAAGAGGAAAAAAUUUAUUUUUUUCAACUGAUGUUAAAAAUGUAAUUGGAAAUGCUGAUUUAAUUUUUAUCUCAGUCAACACACCAACAAAACAUUAUGGAAGAGGGAAAGGAAUGGCACCUGAUUUAAAAUAUGUUGAGUCUGUUGCUAGGAUGAUUGCAAAAUAUGCAAAAAAUUCUACUAUUGUUGUUGAAAAAAGUACUGUUCCAGUUAGGGCUGCUCAAUCAAUUAGCAUUAUAUUAUCAGAAGCUCAAAAAAGAAAUACAAAUUUAUGUUUCCAAGUUCUUUCAAAUCCUGAAUUUCUUGCUGAAGGUACAGCAAUAAAUGAUUUGGCUAACCCAGAUAGAGUUUUAAUAGGUGGAGAAGAAUCUGCAGAAGGAGAGGAAGCUGUAAAAAGAUUAGUUGAAAUUUAUGAAAAUUGGGUUCCAACAGACAAGUGUAUUACAACAAAUACAUGGUCUUCUGAGUUAUCUAAAUUGGCUGCUAAUGCUUUUUUGGCUCAACGAAUAUCUUCAAUUAAUUCAAUUUCAGCAAUUUGUGAAGCAACAGGUGCUGAUGUUGGACAGGUUGCCUUAGCUAUUGGAAAAGACAGUAGAAUUGGAUCCAAAUUUCUAAAUGCUUCUGUUGGAUUUGGAGGAAGCUGUUUUCAAAAAGAUGUUUUAUCACUUGUUUAUUUAUGUGAAUCAUUGAAUUUAAAAGAACCAGCUGCAUAUUGGGCUAGUGUUGUAGAGAUGAAUAAUUGGCAACGAAGACGUUUUAGUCAUAAGAUUAUUACUGAAUUGUUUAAUACAGUAGCUGGAAAAAAAAUUACUAUAUUUGGAUUUGCAUUUAAAAAAGAUACCGGUGAUACACGUGAUUCAUCUGCAAUUGCUGUUUCCAAACAUCUUCUUGAUGAGUGUGCUGAUAUACAUAUAUAUGAUCCAAAAGUUCUUGAAUCCACAAUAAGAUUUGACUUGUUAAAUGUAAUUUCCAAUAAAAGUAUUAUUGAAAAGAACGUAACAGUUCAUAGUGAUCCAUAUGAAGCUGUAAAAGACUCUCAUGCUAUUGUCAUUUUAACUGAAUGGGAUGAAUUUAAAACGUAUGAUUAUGAAAAAAUAUUAAAUUCUAUGGUUAAUCCUGCAACUAUCUUUGAUGGAAGAAGAAUUUUAGACUCAUCAAAGUUAAAAUUGCUUGGUUUUAGAGUAUUCACUAUUGGAACAACUCCAACACAAAGUUACAGUUUAUUUAAUUGA
This is a messenger RNA of Strongyloides ratti, 1428 nucleotides long. Its product is annotated as UDP-glucose 6-dehydrogenase. Bases 1 to 1428 code for a protein of 475 amino acids. Gene Ontology annotation, cellular component: cytosol; nucleus. Gene Ontology annotation, molecular function: UDP-glucose 6-dehydrogenase activity; NAD binding. The transcript has 2 exons. The record is from RefSeq and is a predicted model, not a curated record. NCBI's taxonomy places the organism in Eukaryota, Metazoa, Nematoda, Chromadorea, Rhabditida, Strongyloididae. Gene Ontology annotation, biological process: glycosaminoglycan biosynthetic process.